CGCAAUGCGCACACAGUGAAAAGACCAAUAUUAAUUCGGUACAUUUUUCAUAACUUAUUCGGGUACAACAACCAUAGGCUAUCAUUCAGACACCGAGGGAAUAACAACGGUAUCCACUUCUUAUCCUAGGAACCUGUAUUUUUAUUAUGGAUCAUAAUUAACUGGCAUUUAGAAAAUAUGAUUUUGUGCGUGACUAUUCAUCUGAAUUGAUUCCCAGGCCAACCCCCCUCUGCGUAUAAUAAAUAAAUAAAUAAAGGCACGCAGAGUCACAUGCGUAUCGUGGUGCGUCGCUUUUGGACUCGAGGCACAUUUAUUACAAAUGAUCGCGUCCAGAGUCUACCGUUGAGUCGAUACGAGAACACCGUAACCGUGCCACGGCAAAGGUUAGUAUAGUCUAUAGGCGACUGUCCUCUCUGGGCCUAUUUGUCUAGGCUGAAUAAACGUUUAACCGAUUCACAUGUAUACAUGACUUCUCUACUAGACUAGGCUAUAUGCAACAGACAGAGAGUGAGUAAGGCGCAGGUUGAUAGAAAUAGGCUAAAUGCCGGCUUUUACCGGGGUUGUUGAUAUCUCAACGGCCGGUUGCGCGCUGCCUUAUAUCCUGUUUCAGUUUCUUGACUGCUGACGUGACACCUGGAGAGGGCUCUCUCGUUCUUUCCGUGAUUGACCGGAGAAAGGCUCGAGGGCUGUGUAGUCAGGACGGACUGGGCUGCCCCGGUGGAAACGGCUUUCCUGUUGUGUUGUCAGAAGGCGGACCGGUGUUGAGCGUUCCUGGGAGUGUGUAUCCCGCGAAAGGAAGGUGGAAGGAAAGGCUCCGCAGAGAGAAAGCAGCAGCUGGCUAAACCACGAACCGUCCAGGCAAAAACAGUCUUCAGACUGAGACACUCACCGCCGAGAGAGAGAGAAGGAGAGCUGGACCAAAACUAAAUAAUUUUCUGACCUAAUGAAUAUCUAGCCUUUUCUCCUGCUAAAGCCCUAAGUUUGUUACCAGUCCCAGUCCUUUACUGGCUUUGCUGCUAGCCUUCUACCCAGCGAACCAUGGCCCAGGUCGGGAACGGAUCUGGGAAUAACGCCGACGAUGAGGAUUGUUUUGAAGAUGCCUACGACCGGAUACCCGUGGCUGGUAAGAUGGAUUUGAAGACUUCCAUAGAAGAGUGUUCUAUGGCUCUGAACCUGGUCCUGAACAACAAAUUCUCCGAGGCCCUGGACCUCCUCAAACCAUGGUGGAAGGACAGUAUGUAUCACGCUCUGGGCUACAGUUCUAUCCUGGUGAUGCAGGCUGCCAUGACGUUUGAACACAGAGACAUACAGACAGCCAUGGCCGUCAUCAAAGAGGCCUUGACAACCUGCCAGAGGUUCAGGAAGAGAAACUCUGUGGUGGAGUCUAUCUCCAGUCUGGUGACCAAACAGUCUAAUGACCACCUCAGAGAAGAGGAGAUGCAUGCAGAGAUCUGCUAUGCUGAGUGCCUACUGCAAAAAGCCACGCUCACCUUUGUACAGGAUGAAAACAUGAUCAGCUUUAUCAAAGGAGGGAUCAAAAUACGCACAAGUUUCCAGAUUUACAAGGAAUGUCAGAAUAUUCUGAAUGUGACUCAGGACCAUAGCAGUGAAUCAUUCAGGCAGUUCGAAGGAGGUGUGAGACUGGGUAUCGGAUCCUUCAACCUGAUGCUGUCCCUCCUUCCUCAGAGGAUCCUCAGGUUGCUGGAAGUCAUCGGCUUCUCUGGCAACAGAGACUUUGGUCUAUCUCAGCUGAGAGAAGGAGCAGCUAGCCACGGUCUCAGAGCUGUCCUCAGUGUGUUAACGUUGCUGCUCUACCAUACCUACGUUACACUCAUACUGGGUACUGGAGAAGGAAACCUUGUAGAGGCAGAAGCCUUACUGGGACCUUACCUCGAGAAGUUCCCUAAUGGUUCUAUCAUUCUGUUUUAUUCUGCUCGGAUUGCUGUGCUCAGAGGAAACUUCGAGAAGGCCCAGUUAAAGUUUGAGGAGUGUAUCUUAGCCCAGUCUCAGUGGAGACAGAUUCACCACCUGUGUUACUGGGAGUUGAUGUGGAGUCACUCCUUCACUCAGGACUGGCUGCAGGCAUACAGAUAUGCUGACCUGCUCUGUAAGGAGAGUCGCUGGUCCAAGGCCAUCUAUGUCUACCAGAAGGCUGCUAUCCUCUCUAUGUUGCCUGAAGAGGAGAUCAAGAAGACUGGAGAGAAUGUGGUCGAGCUGUUCAGGCAGGUAGAGGGGCUGAAGCAGAGACUAGCAGGGAAGUCCAUACCUACUGAGAAGUUUGCAGUGAGGAAAUCACGAAGAUACAACGCCAGAAACCCUGUCAAACUGGUGGUCCCAGCACUGGAGAUGAUGUAUGUAUGGAAUGGGUUCACCAUCGUAGGGAAGAGAGCAGACACCACAGAGAGUCUCCUCAUCACCAUAGAGAAGACAGAGGAGGAGCUACGCAACGACCCCAGUCCGUCAGAGUACCAUCCUGAUGACCAGUGUCUGGUUCAGAUUAAAGGCCUCUGUCUUAAACACCUGGGAAGACUACUGCAGGCCGAGCUCUGCUUCACACAGGUUCUGUCCAGUGAGCGGAGAAUCAGAUUUGACCACUACCUGAUCCCCUUCACCCUGUAUGAGUUGGGUCUACUCUACAAACAACAGGGGGACUUCAUCAAGGCCACACGAUACAUAGAGAACGCCAAGUUGAACUACAAGGACUACUCCAUGGAGUCCAGGCUUCACUUCCGGAUCCACGCAGCUCUCAACAGUCUCAAAGGAUCGCCUGUCAGCACACCAUAACUACAGCCCAACUACAAUCAGACUACAACCGAUUUUACACCAUAACUACAGCCCAACUACAAUCAGACUACAACCGAUUUUACACCGUAACUACAGCCCAACUACAAUCAGACUACAAC
Oncorhynchus tshawytscha (Chinook salmon) is the source of this 2903-nucleotide messenger RNA. RefSeq names its product tetratricopeptide repeat protein 39B. Lineage: Eukaryota; Metazoa; Chordata; Actinopteri; Salmoniformes; Salmonidae. Gene Ontology annotation, molecular function: protein binding. The record is from RefSeq and is a predicted model, not a curated record.